Messenger RNA from Plutella xylostella (diamondback moth), 2975 nucleotides. Lineage: Eukaryota; Metazoa; Arthropoda; Insecta; Lepidoptera; Plutellidae. The record is from RefSeq and is a predicted model, not a curated record.
AUGGUGGCUGCUUGUGACAAAGUGCUGACAACAUUUUGGAAAAAUUUAUAAACCUCGUCUAUUUUCACAAAAGGCAAAUGCAAUAAGUUUUCAGGAUGGCAAUGACCUUUCUACAGACAUCAAAUUGCCUCGUCUGCAAUUUGUUCAUCGUGGUCCAGCCACCUUCAAAUGGAGAUGAUCCCCUGGGUGUGAAAAAUAGCAUUGAUGUCUUUAGUAAAGAUUCAAUUGUUCCAUCCGGACAGCAACUUUUGGUUACCCUACAAGAGGUAGUAUGUCGGAAAAUCAACAAGACUGAUUCAAAAUCAACAUUGAUAUGCCGAAAAUGUUACAAAACAUGCUGCGAAUAUGAUAACUUGCAGAAAAGAUUAAGAGACAUAAAAUCCGAAAUGGCCAUGCAAUACUCAAGUCGCAAAAUCUCUAACACCGUGAGUCAAGUCAGUAAGAAGUCAGAAGGUCAAGGUCAGGCGAAGGUGGUAGUCGCAGCUUCGAAACUAAAGCCUUUACCAGCCAAUUAUGUCAUCUUGAAUAGAGGCAGUCUGGGUAAACCGGUAUCUCAAUCAAUCCAGCUAAAACUACCAAACACGACCAACACAGUCUUAAUACCAGCGGCCACGACUCCCGUAGCAACCCAUCCUAUGAACACACUCAAAAAUACCCAUCCAAAACCGAAAAUAACUAUCAACAGUCCGCUACUUCUGUCUCCGGUUAAAAAAACCACAUCAUUAGUCGAUGAAAUAGCUGAAAUAUCAGAAGUUACCAAUGGGGGGUUUUCAAUGCCGAUAAUAAAUAGUGAAAAUUCUGCAGGGGAUGAGUUGAAUGAUUUAGCUGAACUGGUUUUGAAAAAAGGUGACGGUGGUGAUAAGGCUGAUGAGGAUGAUGCGGAGAAUAAUGAUGAAUUGCCCAUGGAGAUUGAUGAAGAUUGCACUAAUUCAGCAGCAAAAGAGAAAAGUGGAACUGAUUACAACUCGGUUUUUGCUGAGCAUAUUAAAAAGAACAACAUACAAAACAAAUCAGCAGAUAUGCAAGUGAUCAACAUACAGAGAGAGUCGGACAGUCGAAGCAACUCCGAGAAUGAGAAUGAAAAUGACGAGAACGAGAAUGAGAAUGAACAGGAAGUGGAGGUGGAGAUAUUGGAAGAGGAUGUGGAUGAGGAUACAAUAGUGAUGUCUGAUUCCAACGGCUCGUUUCUCCGCGUAGUGAUGGGACAAGAGUUGUACGGGGACGAUGAAAUAUUCAUUGUGCCACAAAACGGGGAGCAGAAUGAUUCCAACGACGAAUCUCAGAUAGAACUGCAAGUGUCUGGCGACGAGGAGACCGCCAACGCGAUCAUAGCCGCUGCUAAAGAACAGGGUGGAGCCUUCAUAAAGGUGCAGUCUGGUGAAAUGUUCCGAGUGAAGUCUGUGCAGAGCAAAGUUGAAGAUGACCCGUUAGUGGAACGGCCUCUUUCAACAAUCGAGUUAGUGGAGCGAGACGGGUCUUUGUACAAGUGCGUUCUGUGUGAGAACGCCAAGAAGAAUAAGGAUGAAAAUGAUGACACAACGGAAGACAACUCAUCCUCUCAGGAUUCGAACCCGGGCUUCUCGACUAAGAAACCGGACAGCAUCGUGGAACACAUGAAGCAGAUUCACAACUCUAGAGUGUAUGUGUGCGCGGACUGUGGCAUAGUUAUUAGAAAGAGGGCCGAAUACAAUAAACAUAUUGCAACGCAUAGUGGCGCCUCACAGCCACAGAAAAAGCAACACGAGUGUGAUAUUUGCCAUAAACGUUGUGGAUCCCGCAACCUCCUAAUAGAACAUAUGAACUAUCAUAAAGGCAACAAGCCGUACUGCUGUGAAGAGUGUGGGAAGAGAUUCUCGUCUAAAUAUACAUAUCAGGCUCACUUGAAGACGCAUAUGGACCGCCCGCGCCCCUUCAAAUGCAAACAAUGCAGCAAGGCUUUCUUCACACAACAGAACUUGGCGCAGCACGAGAAAACACACUGGGGGGUCAAGGACUUCAUAUGUAAAGUUUGUGGUAAAGCAUUCGGCACCCAGCACAACUUAGAAGUCCACGGAGUAGUCCACUCCGGCCUGAAGCCAUUCGCGUGUGGAGUGUGCGGGAAGGCAUUCGCGAGGAAGGCCGAGAUCAGAGAUCACAUCCGGACACAUACAGGAGAGCGUCCAUUCGCGUGCAACAUAUGCGGCGCAACAUUCUCGCAGCGAAGCAACCUGACGUCCCACGCGAGAGCCACGCACACGGGCGACAAGCGACACAAGUGUGAAACGUGCGGGAAGACUUUCAAACGACGCAGACUGUUAGACUACCACACAAAAGCCGCCCACACCGGCGAGAGGCCGUACCAGUGUGAAGUGUGUCGCGCCACAUUUGUGUAUCCGGAGCACUACAAGAAACACAUCCGGAUACAUACGGGCGAGAAGCCUUAUGUUUGCGAGGUGUGCGGCAAAUCAUUCAACACUCGCGACAACCGCAACGCUCACCGCUUCGUUCACUCCGACAAGAAGCCGUACGAGUGUCUUGUUUGCGCGCAAGGAUUCAUGAGGAAACCGCUACUGUUGGCUCAUAUGAACGCUAGCGGUCACAUGACUGAAUCAAUAGUGGUGAAUCAACCGAGAGUGUCGCAGGAAGAAAAUGAUUCGUUCCGAAUACCCGCACUGGAAGAAAAUCCGUUAGAACUAGAGAAUGAGGAUUCUCAAAACGAAGACAUCUCAAAAGUGUUCAUUCAAGGGGAAAAUAAGAUUAUCGUGCAAGGUGCUCCGGAAAGCGAUGAUUCAACUUUGCUAUCAUUAGCGCAAAACCUAGUGGAGGGCAGUGGGAAAAUAGACGCCAGUAUAUUGGAGUCAAUCACUACCGCAGAUUUAGAGAAAGGCACACAGAUAGUGGCUAACGAUGAGAACGGUGCGACGGUGCGUCUCGUGCAGAUACAACUAGCUGACGGAGGCACCGGCUGGAUCGCCAUCAACUAGACUAGACUAUUA